AUGACUAUUUUCAUCCAAUGUCCUAUGGCGGAACCACUGUGCGAUGGUGGAUUCGAGUUACGUGGAUUCGUACCGAACUCAGAGAAGGUAGUUAAAGAAUUAAGUGGUAGUACGGCAACGAAACAGAUCGCAGUCGGUGAGAGCACAGAGAAGGUUCUUGGGUUAUAUUGGGAGUCAGCAACUGAUAAUUUUAAAUUCAAUCUAAAGUUCCAUCGCAUUGAACAAAUAGUAAUCACAGGCGAAAGGAGUCCCACAAAAAGGGAACUUCUUAGUAUUAUUAUGUCAAUGUCCGACCCGUUGGGAUUUUUAAGUCACUUUACUGUUGCAGCCAAAUCUCUUAUGCGUGAAGUAUGGCGUCGUGUUGUCCGUUGGGAUGAGCCCAUCCCAGAUGAUGUGAAUAUAAUAUGGGAAAGGUGGCGACAGCAGAUGCACAAAGUAGCGGGAUUUCGUAUUCCGCGAUUCUACUUCCCACAUGGUGCGCCUUCGGAUUUGGAGCUGCAUGUAUUAAAAAGAGCAGUAGCGUGGGUGCUUCAAUUCAUAAACCGCUGCCGUAAACGGGAGCUAAAAUAUCUGGAAUAUGGACUUACUGCUGUUGAACUGGAAGCCGCGGAGCACCUAUUAUGCCUACGCGUUCAAUCGGAAUCAUUUACUUCAGAACGCAACAGUAUCGAAAUUGGUAAAGCCAUUCCAAAUGACAGCGCAUUAAAGCAACUUUCGCCAUAUCUGGACGACAGGGGGCUACUUCGUGUACAAGGGCGCAUAGAUGCAGCUAGCUUCUUACCGUAUAACAUCAGAAAACCGAUCAUACUGCCGUAUGGACAUAUAUUUACGCAUCUGGUCGUUAAUUAUCACCAUUGCACAAUGAAGCACCAGAAUCACGAGGCGACUAUAAGCAAUAUACGUCAGAAAUACUGGAUUCCCCGAAUAAGGCAGAUGCUACGACGUGUAAUAGCCGGAUGUAAAUAUUGUCGAGUCAGGAAGAAAGAACCUCACGCGCCUAUGAUGGGUCCUCUACCUGAGGAUCGUUUGAAGCCCAAUGUACGACCAUUUAUGUAUACGCGACUGGACUAUUUUGGGCCUAUUUCGGUUACUAUCGGGCGGCGAACUGAAAAGCGUUGGGUCGCGUUGUUUACGUGCCUCAUCGUGCGCGCAAUCCACCUAGAAAUCGCCCACGACUUAUCAACGGAUUCCUGUAUAAUAGUUAUGCGCAACUUCAUGAAUCGGAGAGGGGUUCCAACACGUCUACGAUCUGACAAUGGGAAAAACUUCAUCGGAGCCAACGAAGAAGCGAAACGUUUUCCUGAUGUUUUUGACACUGAGCGAAUACAAAAUGAAUUUUCAACCAAGGGAGUUGAAUGGUUCUUCAACUGCCCCGCCAAUCCAUCUGAAGGAGGAAUUUGGGAAAGAAUGGUGCAGAGCGUUAAAAGGGUUCUUCGACAUUCAUUAAAAGAAAGAGCGCCACGUGAGCAUGUCUUACAACGCUUUCUGAUAGAAGCGGAAAACAUAGUAAAUUCACGUCCAUUGACGCAUCUGCCCAUCUCUCCCGACGAAGACGAACCAUUAACGCCGAGCUGCGGUUUCAUACGAAUGACCGAGAAAUUGACGGUCAGUUUUGAAAGGCUGUCUGACUUGAAGCCUUCCACAUGGUAA
This is a messenger RNA of Anastrepha obliqua, 1650 nucleotides long. RefSeq lists its product as uncharacterized. Gene Ontology annotation, molecular function: nucleic acid binding. NCBI's taxonomy places the organism in Eukaryota, Metazoa, Arthropoda, Insecta, Diptera, Tephritidae. The transcript has 2 exons. Bases 1 to 1650 code for a protein of 549 amino acids. The record is from RefSeq and is a predicted model, not a curated record. Gene Ontology annotation, biological process: DNA integration.